CCCAAACCCCGUCCCUUGCAGCCUCGCCCAGGCUCCUCCCCUCUCGGUCCCUCUCAGUCUCGCCCAGACCCCUCUCCUCGCAGCCCCGCCCAGGCCCCGCCCCUCGCAGCCACGCCCAGACCCCCAAUCGCAUCUUCUCCCAGGCCUCGCCCCACCCAGGCCCCCGCUCUCAGACCCGCCGCUCUCAGCCCCGCCUAAACCUUAUCUCCCUCAGCCCCGCCCAGACCCCCCUCCCCUCGCAGCCCCGCCCAGACCCCGCCCCUCGCAGCCCCGCCCCGGCCCUUCUCCCCUCAUCACGCUCCUUCCAAACCACUAAUGCCCACGCACGCACCCACCCAAACAGAGCGUUUUUUGGUCCCCGAGCUCCUCCCGACCCCACCCGCUCCUACGGCCUCCAACCGCCCCCCACACCAGGCCCCGACCCCCCCGCAGGCCUCGACCCUCCCCCCCAGCCGCUCUAGCCCCGCCCGGCCGCUCUAGCCUCCGCUCCUCUCGCUGGUGGAGGUUCCCGACCGCGCUCGCUCCCGCAACUGGAGGCACGGCAGAGGAGGCAGGGCCGACGGCGGUGGGCGGUGCGUUGCGCAGGCUCGGGCCUCCCGCUCGCCGCUGCGUUGGGACCGCGCAGCCCGGUGUGUGCAGUGGCCUCAGGGAUCCGGGAAGUCUAAGACUGAACCUCUCCUAACAUCCAGUAAUGGGGACCUGGAACCUGGGCGUACUAGAGUGCCGCGCGUAGGGCUCCAGGUCGCUGGUUUCUGCGCUUUCUUCCUCUCCAAAGUUGAGUAUCUCGUAUCUGUGUCCUCAUACUUACUACCGCCUGAGGUGCCAUGGCCCCCAAGCCGGAGGCCGAGUGGAGCGCAGCCCUGUCCCAUCUGGUGCUGGGAGUGGUGUCUCUGCACGCAGCCGUGAGCACAGCCGAGGCAAGUCGAGGGGCUGCUGCUGGCUUCCUGCUCCAGGUCUUGGCUGCCACCACCACGCUGGCCCCAGGGCUGAGCACACAUGAAGACUGCCUUGCUGGAGCCUGGGUGGCCACCGUCAUCGGCCUUCCCCUUCUGGCCUUCGAUUUCCACUGGGUGAAUGGGGACCGCUCCUCUGCCAACCUGCUCCUGGGAGGAGGCAUGGUGCUGGCAGUGGCUGGCGGCCACCUCGGCCCUGAGGGCCGCUCUGUGGCUGGUCAGGCAAUGCUGUUGGUGGUCGCAGUGACCAUCCUCAUUGUAGCUGUCUUCACGGGCAACACUUAUGGGAUGUGGGGGGGGGCGAUGCUGGGUGUGGCAGGCUUCCUGAGCCGGCUGGAGGAGGACAGGCUGCUGCUGCUACCGAAGGAGGAUGUCUGUCGCUGGGCCCUGGCUGUAGGCAGCUGGGCUUACUGCCGGGCCCUGCAUACACAGCGCCUCCAGUGGGAGUGACAGUUGGAUACAGCCAGGCAGGGUUUCUGCCCUGCCGAACACUUUCCCUCCCACCUGCCUGCUCCUGGCGCCUUCUCCCCUAGGGGUAGACUCUCCUGCCUACUGCAGUGGGCUUGCUGCACAUUGACUGGUCAGGGGCAGAAUCUGGGUGCUGUCCUUUGGCCACGUGUGGGGACUUGUCUAGACCAGAAUGAAAGGGACAGGGUCCCAGACACGUUUGGGGGUCCUGAUUCUGGGCUGGACAUGGUUGUGGAUCCAGAGAAGAGGCCUAGUCUCCAAUAAAUCUUAGGAAUUUGCAGGAA
This is a messenger RNA of Gorilla gorilla gorilla (western lowland gorilla), 1705 nucleotides long. RefSeq names its product transmembrane protein 276 (gene TMEM276). The transcript is spliced from 3 exons. The record is from RefSeq and is a predicted model, not a curated record. Lineage: Eukaryota; Metazoa; Chordata; Mammalia; Primates; Hominidae. The coding region runs from base 825 to 1403 and encodes 192 amino acids.